Messenger RNA from Lachancea nothofagi CBS 11611, 771 nucleotides. NCBI's taxonomy places the organism in Eukaryota, Fungi, Ascomycota, Saccharomycetes, Saccharomycetales, Saccharomycetaceae. The record is from the annotation of a GenBank genome assembly.
AUGAGCUCCCCAACAGUACGGAAGGCUCUGGCUUCUCUACUGCGGGAUCCAGCUAACGGAAACUGUGCAGAUUGUAAGACGGCCACGCAUCCAAGAUGGGCUUCUUGGUCCCUCGGAGUCUUUAUAUGCAUACGCUGCGCUGGGAUUCAUCGGUCCUUGGGUACGCACAUCUCAAAAGUGAAAUCUGUGGACUUGGAUACGUGGCAAGAAGAACAUUUGCGCAAAGUCGUGGAGUUCGGCAACAAUGGAAGGGCAAACGCGUAUUAUGAGGCCAAGCUUCAAGAUAAGACGCCCAAUCCUUCGAAACUUGCCGAUUUUAUCAGAAGUAAGUACGAAUUAAAGCGGUGGGAGGGAACAGGGGCAUCCUGCGAGAACGUCGAGAAGUCAGAUCUUUCCACGUCCCAGGAACAAGGAAAUCCACGCUCCGUGUCCACCACACCUGCUCAACCAUUACAGCAGACUUCCUCCCAGGCUUCGUUACCUAGUAAAAAUGUUUCGAGCUGGUCUGGAACAUCAUCGCAAGUCGAUCUCAAUUUAGCUACACCACGCCCUUCCUCCAGAAACGGUCCUCGAGAAGUUAAUGGCAGGCCAGAUUUGAAAAAAUCGAUACUAUCGCUGUACUCUAAACCAAGAAAUUCUACUGCUAGUGUAGCAAGUGGACAUAGUAGUGUCAAUUCGUUAAGCUCUACCGAAGCUUCCAGCGUAGCCUCCAACGCAACACCUUCAGCAUCUUUAGAGGACAACGAGUUAUUUCGUAACGUUUGGUCAUAA